UGACAUGAAUGAUUAAUUUGAGUGGUUAAAGCAUGAAGUCACUGUUGCCUCAAUGAAUAAUCUGAUCACAAUGGCUCAAGUCAAACUGCACAACUUGUUAAAGGUGUAAAUAACUUUAGUUUUCUCUCACAGGGCCCCAUUCCAGGCAUGCCCAGAAGCCUAUCAUCAUCAACAAAACACAGACUCUUCUCCUUAACUUUCCUUUCCCUUUAACUCCAUGUCUUGUUUGUAACUGUUCUCAAAAAGGACAUGAGCUUCAAAAUCAUCUGGUUGGUUCUCUGUUUAUAUUUCUCUCCCUCUGUGCAUAGCUCAAACAACUACACUACAAAUUCUUUGGAUGAAUAUCUUCAGGAUUUUGCUUUCAAAACUUUGGUUCAUCACCGGCCUCAUCAUUCGGGCGCUCUAUACAAACCAAUUCUCCCAGCUGAAUUGGCGGGUACGAGAGUAUCGAUUGUAAGGCUCAGAAGCAGGAGGCUAUGGAACAUUGGUGCUAAUUUUAGCAACAUUCAUAUCCCAUCAAGAACCAUAACAGAGCCUCAUGCCAGAAGACUGGCUAUAGUCUACCAAGACUUUGGCAACUGGUCUUCGCAUUACUACAGUGUUCCAGGUUACUCAAUGGUCACUCCUGUGAUUGGAUUCAUGGUUUUCGAUGCUUGGAAUAUACAGGCUAAAAGAAAGCUUGAUCUCAAUACCAUGGGAAGGCCUAUAGUGAUUCGUUUCUUGGAUUCAUCGUUGUCCGAUGAAAGGGUAUCAAGAGCAAAAUGUGUAGCAUUUAGCAGUAAUGGGACAGUUCAUAUGAGUGAAAUGAGUGUGCCCAAUGUUUGCAAAUCUCAAGAUCAGGGUCAUUUCUCCAUCGCUGUUCCAUUGAAUCUGAAGAAGAAGAAGAAGAAGAAGAAGAAGAAUGCUAUGUGGUAUUUUUGGGUGAUUGGGUUUGGGCUUGGAUUUGGUGGGUUGAUUUUGAUAGGUUAUGUUGGAAUUUUGUCAAUGAAAGUUCGGAAGACACAAAAGAUUCAAGUAAUGGAGAGACAAGCUGAUGAAGAUUUGGUACUAAAUAGCAUAUGGGUCGGUAGCAGCAAAAUGCCUUCUGCAACAGUGACAAGAACACAACCAACCAUUGAGGAUGGAGGUUUACCAUAGUACCUUAUUUCCAUUAUAUGAAAUUUCAUUUUAGCUUUAUGUUGCUGUCUGGACAAUCAGAUCAAUAUAUCUAUAUCUAGGGUUGCCGUCAUUAAAACAUAUUAUACAGCAAUGUGAUACUUGAAUUCAGAUUUGCAUGAGCUAUA
Molecule: messenger RNA, 1283 nt
Organism: Mangifera indica (mango)
Lineage: Eukaryota; Viridiplantae; Streptophyta; Magnoliopsida; Sapindales; Anacardiaceae
Exons: 1
Coding region: 250-1137 (295 amino acids)
Cellular component (GO): membrane
Source: RefSeq, a predicted model, not a curated record